AUGACAGAUUCAUUACAACCUUCUCAAAAGAAUCUAACGAUAGAUGAUAUAAUAGAAGAAAGUCUUGAGUGUUUUGGUUGGGCUCAAGCAUUCCAAUCUAUCCUUGUUGCUUUUGCAUCAUUGUUUGAUGCACAAAAUUCCUUCAUCAGUGUCUUCACCGAUGCCCAACCAACUUUUCAUUGCAUCGACAAUACACUAUGCAUUUCAAGCUCUAAUAUAUGUGAAAUUCCCAAGUUUGCAUGGGCAUGGAGUGAUCAUGCUUCAAAGACAAUCAUUUCAGACUGGGAGCUUCAGUGUUCCAGUUCAUUCAUCCAAGGUCUACCAGUCUCUUCUCACUACACGGGAUGCAUACUAGGUGGGAUCUUGUUGGCAAUGUAUGCUGACUUCUUCGUUGGUAGGGAGAAGUUGUUGUUUCUUUCUUGUCUAACAAUGUCUGUAACUGGAAUUCUUACAGCAUUCUCCAGUAAUAUCUGGAUGUACGUCAUAAUGAGAUUUUUCUCGGGACUUGCUCGUGGCACACUAGUCAUAUGCACCGUCGUCUUGUUAACCGAAAGGAUGGGAAGGAAUUGGCGAGGAAGAGUUGGAAUUCUCGACUACUUGUUCUUCUCAUAUUCAACACUCUCCUUACCAGUUUUGCCUUUUCAACUAGAAGAUGUUCUUGGAGAGUGCUUUAUCUUUGUCCUGGAAUUCCCGUAUUUGUUUAUUGUGUCAUAG
Messenger RNA from Theobroma umbraticum, 714 nucleotides. The record is from RefSeq and is a predicted model, not a curated record. NCBI's taxonomy places the organism in Eukaryota, Viridiplantae, Streptophyta, Magnoliopsida, Malvales, Malvaceae.